Ilyonectria robusta is the source of this 726-nucleotide messenger RNA. RefSeq lists its product as uncharacterized. The record is from RefSeq and is a predicted model, not a curated record. The coding region runs from base 1 to 726 and encodes 241 amino acids. Lineage: Eukaryota; Fungi; Ascomycota; Sordariomycetes; Hypocreales; Nectriaceae. The transcript has 2 exons.
AUGGGCGGAUCCCAUAUUCUUGUACUUGGGGGCACUGGCCCUGCGGGGAUCUGCCUCUUGCGGGAACUACUAUAUCGCGGAUACCCUACUAUCGCCUACGCGAGGAACCCGGCCAAGAUCCCCGAUGAUCUGUCGUCCAACCCACUUCUUCAGGUCAUCCAGGGUGAUAUGAGCGAUCUCCCGAAGCUCUCGCCAGCCAUCGCCCAGGCCAGCGCCAUCAUCUCGAUGCUCGGUCCAAACUCCUUGCGAGCGUCAGACCCGCGGCAGUUUGCCGAGUUUUACUCGCAGAGCAUCUUUCCUCUUAUGAGAGAGCACUCGGUGAGCCGCAUCCUCGCCAUGGGAACGCUGUCAAUCUGGGAGCCGCAGGACAAGCCCUCAUGGAUUCGGUGGCUCCUUGUCCUUGUCGUACGAGUAAUUGCCCCAACGGCCUACAAAAACAUCCUCAAUAUCGCACACGUGUUUGAGACAGAGGCAACGGGACUUGGUUGGACCGUGUAUAGAAUUGCAAGAAUACCAGGGGGCUGCGACGAAUCUAGUUGGCGGAAGGAUAGAACGGACGGCGAGACGUUUGUGGGGGGGAUGGCACAUAACGGCUGGUGUUCUUGGCAGAGGAGGGCUGCUUUGACAAGGUGGCUUGUCGACGCCGUUGAAGGGGGAGCAGAUGAGUGGAUCGGAAGGAUGCCGGCCGUGAGUCGACUGGCGGGGAGUAAGAGUAAACUAGACUGA